This is a messenger RNA of Lotus japonicus, 1263 nucleotides long. RefSeq lists its product as uncharacterized. Bases 1 to 1263 code for a protein of 420 amino acids. Gene Ontology annotation, biological process: glycolytic process. NCBI's taxonomy places the organism in Eukaryota, Viridiplantae, Streptophyta, Magnoliopsida, Fabales, Fabaceae. The transcript has 4 exons. The record is from RefSeq and is a predicted model, not a curated record. Gene Ontology annotation, molecular function: phosphoglycerate kinase activity.
AUGUUGCUUGAACUGACCGUGCCAGCAUCAAGCAUCCCUGACGGAUGGAUGGGGUUGGAUAUUGGACCUGAUUCCAUCAAAACAUUUGGUGAAGCAUUGGACAAGACUCAGACCGUCAUUUGGAAUGGACCAAUGGGUGUGUUUGAGUUUGAUAAGUUUGCAGUAGGAACAGAGGCUUACCGGUUAGUUCUUCUUGUAGAUGCUGCUGUUGUCAUAACCAGAAUACCAAGCCAAGAGGAACCAGUACAGCUUUUAAUAUCAAGAAGCAUGGACGUGCCUGAAAAUAGGAGAUGGAUGGAUAAUAGAUUGGAUUGUGAUAGGCAUGUGACUGCAGAAUUCAUUAUAGGAAUUAAUGAUUUUAUUAAGUAUGCUUGUGAACAAGAUCAAUUUGUUGCUGGAGGUCAGAAAAUCAGGUGCCCUUGUAAGAAAUGCAAGUGCAUGAGAUUUCAAGAAACAGACUCGGUGAAAGUCCAUCUAUGUAUGAAAGGUUUCAUGACUAAUUAUUACCAUUGGACAAAUCAUGGAGAACCUAUUCCUCAAAUGCCCCCAAUGGUUGAUGAUCACUCUUACUACGGUAAUAGUGGGCCAAGGGAAAUGUAUAAUACUUAUGAGCAGUUGGUGAUGGAUGCUGCUGGACCAGUAGUUGGUAACUAUCUUGAGCAAGAGGACAUGAUGACCGAAGAUCCUAACCCUGAAGCAUCUCAAUUCUUUAAUUUGCUGAACGCUGCAAAUUCUUCUCUGUGGGAUGGUUGUGAUAAAUAUUAUAUGCUGUCAGCUUCUCUAAAAGCCCUAAGUUUGAAGGCAGACUAUGGUUUAUCUGAGGGGUGCUUUAAUGAAUGGGUGCAAUUUAUGGGUGAUGCAAUGCCCGAUGGUAAUUGUAUGCCUAAAAAUUUAUACCAUGCGAAGAAAUCAGUUGUUGAACUAGGGCUAGCAUGUGUGAAGAUUGAAUGUUGUCCGGGGGGUUGUAUGUUGUAUUAUCAAGAAGAUGAGAUGCUGCAAAGUUGUAAGUUUUGUAAGGAGAAGCGAUAUAAAGAGGUAAAGAAACAAGGUAAGGUAAAGUUGGUGCCGCUGAAAAAUAUGUGGUACUUCCCGCUUGUUCCAAGGCUACAACGAUUGUAUUCUUCAACACAAACAGCUAGUCAAAUGAGAUGGCAUCAUGAGCAUCACAGGGAGCCAGAUAUCUUGUCUCAUCCAUCAGAUGCAGAAGCUUGGAUUCACUUUGAUAAAGUCAAGGAGAACCUUUCUUUUGCUAAGGAACCCUGA